AUGAUUGGAAUAAUACCUAAAAGAACAAUAAUAACAUCUACAAGAUCAUUAAGUUGGUUUGGUGAUAUAUUUGGAGGGUCAAAAAAUCUAAAACAAAGACAAGAGAAAAUAGAAGCUACUCAAAAAGAAGAUUUAAAUUUAUCUGAAUCAAUUGAAAUUUUAAAUUAUCAAAAUUCAAAAGAAUACCUUGAAUCAAUUAAAAACAAAAAGAGAAUAGAUUAUAAGAUUAAAAAUUGGAAAAUUUUAAAUUUAAAACCAUAUCAAAUUGAAUCGUAUUAUGAAUCAAAAGAAAAAUUACAAAAUAUAAUAAAUGAACAAUAUAAAGCUUUAACAAAUCAAGACAUAAAAUAUGAUUCUUAUGAAACUAUCAAUUUAGAUGAUUUACAAUUUAGAUUUGACUUUAUCAAAUCAUUAGAAAGUAAUUUAGGUUUUGAAAUUAAUGAUUAUACAAUAAGUAAAAGUCAUAACCUUAAAGAUUUAUAUAUUGAAAUUGAAAAUCAAGUAAGUUUAAGAUGGAAAAAUGAACGAAAUCCAAAUUCAAUAGUUUUAAGACCAGACGAUUUUACUGCACCAAAUAUAUAUUUGAAUUUAGAAAGAGAUGAUAAACAAAAACAAGCUGAAUAUAAUAAAUUAAUUGCAAAAAUGAAGCAAGACCAAAAAAACCAACAAAUUCAACAAAAUCAAUUGUAA
Insectozyma verbasci is the source of this 690-nucleotide messenger RNA. The record is from the annotation of a GenBank genome assembly. Lineage: Eukaryota; Fungi; Ascomycota; Pichiomycetes; Serinales; Debaryomycetaceae.